AGAGUUGAGAUUUCUAGGCCAUCGAGUGUGAUGAGGGCAUCUGAGCUCAGAAACAUAACCAAUUAUCGGGUAUUAGGAUGCCGGACUUAUUUUUUGUUACGCUUUAUGAUAGGCAGGAUCUUUUGAAGGAGAGUAUGACAUUUUUGAAUUCGGAAUGGCCCAGAAGCGAUGGAUCUCGUGAGCAUUCACAGAAAAAAUCAUGCCGUCAGUCCCCUCCAAUGUCGUUUUUGUUGCUCAAUAAGGAGAAUGACGAGAUACUAGGCCACUCAAGAAUCACACAUCUUCCAAAUCGUGACCAUGCCUUAUGGAUUGAGUCAGUGAUGAUCAAGAAGGAUCAACGUGGCCUUGGACUCGGGAAAUUCUUAAUGAAAUCCACAGAAAAAUGGAUGACGGAAAAAGGUUUCAAUGAAGCAUAUCUCUCAACUGAUGAUCAAUGUCGAUUUUAUGAAUCUCUUGGUUAUGAGAAAUGCGAUCCGAUUGUACACUCGACAACAGCCACUUGCAUCUUUCCAGCCAUGAAUCAUUUUCAGAACGCGGCCGCAUCCAACCCGUCCUUCCUAUCAAAGAUCGCACAGCCUUCAGCCUCGUCAACAGUCUCAGCUUCUGCUCCACCACCACCACCACCGCCUCCGAUGGCUCCAAAAAUGGUCACCAGAUCCACGUCCCCGAUUGUGGACGUCAACACGAUUGAUCACCAGUACAUGAGAAAAUGGUUAAAACCAACUGAAUAAUAUAUUGAGAAAAGAAUACGCAAAUAUGAAAUAAGAAUUUCUACUUUUUAUUGAUUUUCCGCAUAAUGUAAAGUAAUUUUAAGAAUUACAAGAAUAAAAUAAUUGAAUGAG
Messenger RNA from Caenorhabditis elegans, 842 nucleotides. RefSeq names its product N-acetyltransferase domain-containing protein (gene C56G2.15). Gene Ontology annotation, molecular function: N-acetyltransferase activity; acetyltransferase activity; transferase activity. Lineage: Eukaryota; Metazoa; Nematoda; Chromadorea; Rhabditida; Rhabditidae. The record is from RefSeq and is marked reviewed.